AUGAUGCACAGGAACAAUGCAAAUGUCACUGAGAGGAGACUUCAAAGAGAUCCGGUGGCUGUGGAAAAUAAUGCCAAUCCCCAAAUCAAUAAUAAUUUAAGACAUUUGUCACCUACGAUUAUUGAACAAUUAAAAAAGUCUUGGCUGACUGCAAUUAUUGGUUGUAUUUUGUGUGCUGUUGGCACUUGUUUACUUUUUUGGAAUGAGGGCAGAGCAGCAUCAGUAGCGCAAUCAUUAAAUGAAGCAUUGGAGCAGGUAGCAAUAAUCGAUGACCUCUGGUCAAUCCCAACAGAAUACGAAGGCCGGUUAGUCCAUAUUUCCGGGCAACUAUGGAUCGACGAGCCUCUAACCGAGCCAGACUACGGAGUGAUAAUCGAGAGCGUAAAAUUAAAACGAAGAGUGCAGGUCUACCAAUGGAUUGAGAUCGAAGAAGAUCGCGUGUACGGUGGAGAAGUCCAGGAAGACAAGAAUUACUACUACACGACCGAGUGGAAAGACAAACUUGUUGAUUCAGAUCAGUUUUACAUUCGAACUGGACACGAGAAUCCCAAACAAGUGCCAAUUAAAAGUCAAAUCCAAAUCGCGAACCAAGUUAAAAUCGGCUCUGUAGCUUUGGGACUUGAGCUAAAGAAAAAAUUUACUGAUUUCAUUGAAAUAACCAGCGAUCAGCGGCCUGAGAGGACUGAUAUUAAAAUGCAUGCUGGUCUGUACUAUCACAGCGCUGAUUUAUGGAACCCGCGGGUCGGAGACAUCAGGAUACUGUUUUCUUACGCAGGAAAAGCUGGAGAAGUCUACACGGUUGUUGGUAAAUUAAUAGAUGGAACUAUUGUUCCAUUUGUCACCUCCCAGGGUGAUGAAAUUUUGCUGCAAAGGAAACACCAGAUUACUGUCGACAGAAUGUUUCAUUUGGAGCAUGUUCAUAAUUAUUGGCGUACUUGGGUGAUCAGAGCUCUCGGAUGGCUGAUUUUAUUCGCAUCGGCGACUUGUCUAGCGAACAUUCUCCGGAUAUUGAUCCAAAAUUCUUCGUUCCUCUGCGGAAUAAUUGCAAUUGACUCAUUAACAAUAUCAGUAUCAAUGUCAAUAAGUCUUUUGAUUAUUGGAUUCGCCUGGAUGUGGUAUCGGCCCGUCGUUGCUUUAUGUCUCGCAUUUGCGGCAGUACUUCCAUUUUUGUACUCUUAUGUAUCUCCAAAUCAACAGCGAGAUGAUUAUAGGAGAAUAUAG
Cotesia congregata is the source of this 1221-nucleotide messenger RNA. The record is from the annotation of a GenBank genome assembly. NCBI's taxonomy places the organism in Eukaryota, Metazoa, Arthropoda, Insecta, Hymenoptera, Braconidae.